GUUUGUCAUCCAGAAAACAUGACGACGAUGCUGGAAGACAUCGACUGUGCUCUCGAUGCGCGAUUGGCGGCAAACCAUCGCAUGCAGACAGAGUUGGAAGCGAUGGAAGCUCGCAUUCUUGAGUUUCUCAGAGAAACUGAGAUUGCACUCUACCCCGGCGUCGAGAACGUCACAUGCAAAUGCGUCCCCGAGCACUUUGUCCCUCCAGCCGCUCUUCCACGACAUUUGGAGCGUUGCCAUGGCAUUUCUCGUCGAGACAGCUCGCCCCCAUCCUCGCAGGUACUAUGUCGACCAGCCGUGUUGAAGUGACGGAUUCCAUGGUAGUUCUUCUACCAACAAAAAACCAAGCGCGCUCACAUGGCCCAAUACCACCGACACAGGCUUCCCGAAGUGAUCGCAUUCAAUCCUGAUGCAGACCCCACCCGGAACUUCCUCGAUGUUGCAACGGUUCACACGUUCACCGACGACGAAGAUGCGGGUGCGACUGAUGUGUCGACUUUGGAAGCGGACCAUGCUCCAUCGCUCGUUGAACCUUCGAAGAGCGACGAUGUCCCACUCGAGUGUGCUGUGUUAUCUAUUACGACGGACGCCCGUAACUUCCAUGUUCACUGCAUGUCAUGGACUUCGAUUCCCGCCGACUUCGCGCGGUUGGACGUCUCGGCCUUGGCUUCGUCGCCCCAUGUGCGUGGAUGGGUUUCAUCGUGGUGUCAACGGGAGGUGGAUAGCUCAAGUGCGUCGGCAGACGUGGCACUCGUCGACUUUAUCCUUCGCCUCGUGGCGCACCCCGAGACCAGUCACCCCGACAUCAUGGCGAAAGAACUUAGCGAAUUCCUGUCGAGUCGCACGAAUGAAUUCGUCGUCGAGCUGUGGAAAGUGCUCGUGGUGGCGUUGGCGGUCCAACAAGGCUGCUUUCAGACUCUGUCAGACUACGAUGGGUUUCUUGAGAGCAUCUUGACGGAUCGGCGUCCACUCGACUCAACCUCUGCGAAACCCACGGCGCCUCCGUUGCCGCCAUCGAGUGCGCGACACGCCGACGACCCUGCAGACAAGAAGCGGAAGCGCAACGACUUGCCGCGCAAGUCAGCGUCCAGUCGCGCCACUCCGACGCAGGCGCUGAGACAAGUGAUCGCGAACCGCAUGGACGAACUGGCGCAGUUUCACGGAUGGACCGUGCCAAAGGCACUCACUAACGACGUCGACAGCAAGCGCAAUCAAGGAAACACAGAUCGCGACGCGAUGCAAAGGCGCGAAUCCAUCAUGGCGCUGAGGAAUCCGUUGCAUGUGCGGGACUGGGGGCGGAAGCGGCGGCGUACCGACAGCCGCGACAACGACAGGCGAAGGCGGGAUCACCCGAGCCCGGACACGCGGCGGCAGAAACGAAGUGCGUCCCCACAUCGCCACCAUCGUUCGCGGUGACGCGCGCUAGACAUAUUGCAGCUCAACCACGCAGUUGAAUUGUUUAACCGGUGGGGGGGGUCCACCUAUACGAGCUCUUCGGCCACGGCGACGGCCCACAUCAACGGUUCCUGCGAGUUUAGUGUUGUAGGGUAGAGAUCGCCAAGGAACGGUGUACCUCGAUGCCA
Aphanomyces invadans is the source of this 1583-nucleotide messenger RNA. RefSeq lists its product as hypothetical. The record is from RefSeq and is a predicted model, not a curated record. NCBI's taxonomy places the organism in Eukaryota, Oomycota, Saprolegniomycetes, Saprolegniales, Verrucalvaceae. Gene Ontology annotation, biological process: mRNA processing. The transcript has 6 exons. The coding region runs from base 358 to 1416 and encodes 352 amino acids.